Spodoptera littoralis (African cotton leafworm) is the source of this 1532-nucleotide messenger RNA. NCBI's taxonomy places the organism in Eukaryota, Metazoa, Arthropoda, Insecta, Lepidoptera, Noctuidae. The record is from the annotation of a GenBank genome assembly.
AUGAGCGAUUCUGAUACUGGUACCCACGUGCCGUUAUAUAUUAAGCGCGAAUUAUGUAAUCAAGCCUACUACACACUGACAGAUUAUCUUGAAGAUAAGAAUGCUUGGCAGCAUAACGUGAUCGAUCUCUCACAUUCACACCCCAAUAACCCGCCCCCGCCGGCAAUUAAUUCUUUAAACAAACACUUCACCGCGGGUGUUCUUGCGACCGACAAUUACGCGGGGUAUUGCAGACCACACGAGCAUAUUCCGCGGAUACAAUAUAGUUGUCUCCAAGCUACCAAGAUGCAGCCGUUCCAAUCCACUGCGCGGCCCGAGGGUCCCCGGGAGUCCUCUCCAGAACGAGCCAAGUCCCCUGACACGCCCACAGCACCCGUCCUUAACUUCUCCAUAGCAAGACUCAUGGAACCUGAUAGAAAGAAGUCAGUAUCCCCUGAAGCUCCACCACCACCACCAGGAUUCCUAUCGUACGGAGCUCAACUUCUAGAUUCAGCGUUUAAACAAUAUAUCCCAGCGGCUAGGAGACAACUUGUAUCACACUAUCCUUUACUGUACUACGGUCCCGACUUGGUCUCUCUCACAUACGCCCACCAGCUGCAGCUGCCCCGGCCACCUCCACCGACAUCACCAGUCCAGCGUCCACCCAGCCCUCGUCCUCCAGCAGCAGACCACGCCGUGUCAUCCACCACUGGCCCCACGCCUUCCCCUGCGAAAAACAAAAGCUUUGCUUGCGGAGACUGCGGCAAAGUAUUCAACGCGCACUACAACCUCACUAGACACAUGCCAGUACACACUGGUGCCAGGCCAUUUGUUUGCAAAAUAUGUGGCAAGGGAUUCCGACAGGCGUCCACGCUGUGCAGACACAAAAUCAUACACACCUCGGAGAAGCCACACAAGUGUCUGACUUGUGGCAAAGCAUUCAAUAGGUCGUCGACCCUGAACACUCACGCUAGGAUCCACGCAGGGUACAAGCCCUUUGUCUGCGAAUUCUGUGGCAAGGGGUUCCAUCAAAAAGGCAACUACAAGAACCACAGACUGACCCACAGCGGGGAGAAGGCGUACAAGUGCAGCAUCUGUAACAAGGCGUUCCACCAGAUCUACAACCUCACGUUCCACAUGCACACACACAACGAACGGAAGCCGUUCACCUGCAGCAUCUGUGCUAAAGGGUUCUGCAGGAACUUCGACUUGAAGAAGCAUACUCGUAAGUUGCACCUGGGCGCCGGCAGCUCUAAUAACGGAGACUCCUCCCUGGACACGCAGGACGAGUCCACGCAGGAGGCUACCACCAGCCCCGUGGAAGACGCGAGCCGAGUGGCCUUCAGACCGUUUCUGGGUGCCUCGUACCCUCGCAUCCUGGACCCAUCCCGAAUGACUGCGCCGAACACUUUCUUCUCCAAGCUAUUGUGACCCGGGGCUGCAUACUUCAAUAGUUACGGAGACAACAAGGAGUGAAUUGAUGAAGGAUUUGAUUAGGCACGCUACACGUGAUCUUUGUGAAUAUGUAGAGUUAUACUAUCCAAGUUAAAUUA